UGAAACACUAACGUGGAGCGGUGUUAAAGGAGGUGUGGAUGAUAUUUAAAGAUAAAAACACUAUAAAACAGGACGAGGCUGUUUGAUAGAAGAGGAAAUGGCUGCUCAGAGCUACAGAGUCUGUGUUGUCUGUCGGACAGCGGGUGUUGUGAGGCAGAUGCGCAGGGCGAUGAGCGCAGCUACAAACCCACAGACUACAGUAGAUUUCCUAAAAGGAGAACGACACAGGAAACAUCCAGGUGUGACCAACCUAAAGAUCCUGCAUCUACCAGAGGAGCUCCAGAUGGCUGCGUGCUCAAUAAUUCACAAAGCUCAGGUGUCACGGCUUCCCGCUCGCGUUCUCGGCCUCACCAACUUCCUGUGGAGCAGGAAACGAGCGGUCGAGGAUUCAACUCUGAGACAGAAAGCUAUGAGUCUGGAGAAGAAGCUCUGGGAGAAAGAGAUGGAGAAGAGAGCAGACAUCGAUGAGCAGGCGCUGGACGACCGCAUCAAGAGGAAAGUCGUCUCAGAGCUCAAAAAAACAACAUAUCACUGGACUCCCAUGAAGUAUGAUGAAGAGUUAGGUGUGGUGUACAUGGCUUCUCGGCUGGCCGGAGGCUACGCGGCGGUGAGGAGAGCUCUAAACGAGAUAAAGAAGAGAAAACCCUCUUUCGCCCCUCAGACUCUCCUGGAUUUUGGUUCUGGGCUUGGAUCGGUUGUCUGGGCGUCUCACUCGUGUUGGGGCGACUCUCUGAAGGAGAUGGUGUGUGUGGACAGCUCGGGGCCGAUGAACGUUCUGGCAGAGCAACUCCUCAAAGGUGAUGAUGAAAGAGGAGAACCGCACAUCAAACAAGUGUAUUUCCGACAGUUCCUCCCCGUCUCUCCUAAAGUGCAGUUUGACUUGGUGGUCGCAGCGUUCACACUGUCAGAGCUUCCUCAUGCGAAGGAGCGAGAAGAGGCGGUGAUGACUCUGUGGAGGAAAACAAGCUCCUAUCUGGUGUUGGUGGAAAAUGGGACCAAAGAAGGACAUCAGAUGCUUAUGGAAGCCAGAGACACUUUACUGAAGAAACGAGAGAAGACCGUCCUCGACACCAGACCGGCUUCAGUGUUCGCGCCCUGUCCGCAUGAGCUGAAGUGUCCGAAGAUGACCCGAGAGCCCACCAACCCCUGCAACUUCAACCAGCUGUACCAUCCUCUGCCUCUCUCAGGGCACAACGACCGUCAGACGGAGAAGUUCAGCUACCUGAUUAUGGCUCGGACAGACCCGACAGAGGCAGAGACAGACGACGUGGACUGGGCGAGGAUCGUAGCUCCGGUGCAGCGCAGAACAAGACACGUCCACUGCAGGAUGUGCUGCCCAGACGGACAAAUACAACACCUGGUGGUGACGGCCCGAAAACACAGCAGAGAUGUGUACCGCUGCGCACGGAACAGCGACUGGGGAGAUCAGCUGCCGAUCCCUCAGCAAGUUGAGGAAGACGUCCAAAGUGAUUCGGAGUGAUGAUUCAGCGAGGAAGAAAGAAACAGACACAAAUCAUUCUGUAGACUUUUGAAACCAUGGCAACGCCCUGAAACUGGAACUGUGAUAAGACCCCCGUCCAAAGCAGACCAGUUUUUUUCAUUUUCUCAUGAUCUCCAUGGUUAUAGUAUGCUUGACAUAUUCAGUUUUGAUUCUCCAAUGUCCGACAGAUCAUGUUUAACUGUUUCCAUCUGUCCACACUGACACUUCCUGUCUGGAUGCUUCCUGAUCAGGGCCAGCCCACUCUUUACCCUGCAGUGUCCAAGUCUUAGCCUCAAUAGCUUGACCUCA
This is a messenger RNA of Scomber japonicus (chub mackerel), 1789 nucleotides long. Its product is annotated as methyltransferase-like protein 17, mitochondrial. Bases 98 to 1480 code for a protein of 460 amino acids. Gene Ontology annotation, cellular component: mitochondrial small ribosomal subunit. Gene Ontology annotation, biological process: translation. Gene Ontology annotation, molecular function: structural constituent of ribosome; methyltransferase activity. The record is from RefSeq and is a predicted model, not a curated record. Lineage: Eukaryota; Metazoa; Chordata; Actinopteri; Scombriformes; Scombridae. The transcript has 14 exons.